UGAAAUCAUCAAGUUUCAUUCACAUGUCCACUUGAUCUCAAAUUAGUAACGUCUUAAUAAAACACUCUUCCAAUUAAAAAAAAAUGAAAUUUUACAAUUUACCAAUUCUCAUCCUGUUAACGUGUUUGGUUUCAUCCGUCGUCGCAAAUUCUGAGGAGGAAGAAGACGAUGAUUGGUUUUCUUUUUCGUCAUCAUCAGAAGAAAACGAAAUAAUUCCAAAUAAUAAAUCUUCCGUUAAAAAACCAGCUCCGAAAAAAGAGAAGCAGUGGAAUCGGGCAGGACUUUGUGAUCACGACGUGAUUACGUCAGUCAUACUGAAACUGAUUUUGGACGCGCAAGAUCGCAUAGCAAAAGGAGACAAUAGCACCGGACUACAACCGCUGGACCCGAUUUAUAUCCCGGAAAUUGUUUUGGAUGGGGAGAAAAUAGGGAGGAGUGGUGGCGGCGACGGUGGAGAAAAUUCUAAUUCCCCGGUCCAAGGAACGAUUGGAGAUGUCUACAUCAAGGACUUAUCAAAAUUUAACGUCACCGGGAUUAAUGCCGACUUGGAAAAAAUGUUUGUCAACUUAUCAAUUGCUUUGGAAUCGAUAACUAUUUCAGGGACUGGACGUCUAAAAGUUGGCCCACUCUACUUCCCGAUCUUUGGCAAGGGCAAAUUCCUCUUUCAACCCGGCGGCGUCGACGCUUUCAUGUUUGCUCAGUUCGGAACGGACGAAAACGGGACCAGAUAUUUGGCCGAUUUCGAUUUCGGAUUAACCCUGAAAAAGCUUCACAUCGAGCUGACCCCUCCCCUGCCACCCCCACCGUUCAGGAGAUUUAAUCCACUGGCUGAUGUCAUGAGUGGCGUAGGGGCUAGAAUUUUUAACAAGUUGGAGCAACGCAUGCACCCCGAUCUGAGGAGAAAAGGAAGUCAAGAGAUUUCAAAAAGGAUGGGGACGUGGAAAAUGCUGAAUGAAGAAAUUUUGGAGAAUAUGAUCAAUCAUUCUGUAUUUUGCUACUUGGGGUGAAGCUUGCAUUUUCAACACAUGCUGGUCUGGUGAUUGGGUAUGACAACGCAUAAGUAAAUGCAUUGUUACAUACAUUGUAAUUUGUUAAAGUAGGUAAGUAUGUACAUAUGCCUACAAUAAAUCAACAAUUGUCUUAAAGCUAAA
Molecule: messenger RNA, 1151 nt
Organism: Folsomia candida
Lineage: Eukaryota; Metazoa; Arthropoda; Collembola; Entomobryomorpha; Isotomidae
Exons: 4
Coding region: 84-1007 (307 amino acids)
Source: RefSeq, a predicted model, not a curated record